GGAUGGCGCAGCCAAUCAGCAGAAAGCUCGUCUUUCUUCGGGCGACAAGGCGGGAUGCAUGACGUCACAAUGUGGCAACAACAACUUCCCCAGCACGUGUGGACGCGGUGUAUUACUGAAAACCUCAGCACCGAAGAGCAGGGGAGUGGAGGAGGAUGAGUCUAACACUUUAACUUACAUGGAUGUGACAGAGGAGAUGUACCAGUCUGACAUGAAUGUGAUGGAGAAAAGGAUCGUAAAUAUUAAGGAGGAGCACUGUGAACGGGAAUACGCCCAUCAUCAACCGAAGAGUCGGUGCAUUAAGAAUGAGAAUUGUGAACAGCAGGGGCCAGUGGGCAUUAAGGAAGAGGCUAGGGAGAAGCCUGUCAUCCGUGGCAUACAGAGACGAGUCAAGGAGGAAGACCUUCAGUCAGAGUCUGGCCAUUUGUGUGGAUGUAGAGAUGGAGGUGUAAGGGGAUCAAUUUCCCCUCGGGGUAAAAGAUGUCCCAUUCCGGAGCAUUCUGUCAGCAAGAAGUCUGAUAUUUACUCUGAUGCAAAGGCCAGUCGGGAAACAUCAUGGAGAGCACCAGGAGGCCAGUCAUCACCUACAAAUCAGUCUGGAGAAAGUUUACAUAAAAGUGACAGCUUCCCCCUAUCUCCCGUUACUUGGACCCCUCUUCAGGGUCGACCACAUGAGCAAAAUGUGAAAAAAUCACCGUCUGGAUCAACAAUUUUUGUACUGGCUUCUGCUCCUUGUGGAUCUUGCCCUGUUGUCGGACUAACAAGCUUAGACGCAGUUGACCAUAAUCAAAAGGUGAACAACGACAAUACAAAUCUCCACCAAGAUAAGAAGAAAAGUGUUAAACACAAAGAUUUUCAAGGGUCUCCUAAGGAACAGAAGUUACAUUGCUGCUCUGAAUGUGGCAAAGGAUUUACCUAUUUGAGCAAUCUUAAAAGACACUUGAAAAGUCACACUGGAGAGAAGCCAUUUUGCUGCUCUGAAUGUGGCAAACGAUUUCAAAUGAAGGGUGACCUUCAGAGACACCAGUCAAUUCACACAGGGGAGAAGCCAUAUUGCUGUUCUGAGUGUGGGAAAGCAUUCAUAACAAGUUACCGUCUUCAAGAACACUCAAGAAUUCACACUGGAAGCAAACCGUAUCGCUGUUCUGAUUGUGGGAAAGAGUUUUCAGCAAAAAGCAGUCUAGUGGUACACCAAAGGAAUCAUACUGGAGAGAAGCCGUACCAUUGUUCUCAAUGUGGGAAACGUUUUUUGAAAACAAGCAGUCUAACAACCCACAUGAGAAUUCACACAGGUGAGAGGCCAUACUGCUGUUCCGAGUGUGGCAAACAAUUUUCGAAAAGGAGCUCCCUUACAGCCCACAUGAGAACUCACACCGGAGAGAAACCGUACUGCUGUUUGGAAUGCGGCAGACAAUUUUCUGUAAGGAGAAGUCUGGUAGCACACGAAACAACUCACACUGGAAAGAAGCCGUACAGCUGCGCCGAUUGUGGCAAAGGAUUCUCACAAAGAGGCAGUCUUCAGACCCACAUGAGAUCUCACACUGGGGAGAAGCCAUACACUUGUAAUGAAUGUGGGAAACGAUUCUGUCAUAGGAGUACUCUUUCAAGACACAGAAGAAUUCAUACAGGAGAGAAGCCGUAUUGCUGUAAUGAAUGUGGCCAACGAUUUUCACGAAAGAACAACCUGAAGAGACACACGAGAAUUCACACCGGAGAGAAACCCUAUGGCUGUUCGGAAUGUGGCAAGCAAUUCUCACUAAAGAGCAACCUUCUGGCCCAUACAAGGUCUCACACGGGAGAGAAGCCGUAUCGCUGUUCUGACUGUGGGAAACAUUUUUUGAAAAUGAGCAAUCUUAAGACCCACAUGAGAAUUCACACAGGUGAGAAGCCCUACUGCUGUUCUGAAUGUGGGAAACAGUUUUCACGAAUGAGCCAAAUUCAGAGCCACCAAAGAAUUCACACUGAAGAGAAGCCAUGCUGCUGUUCGGAAUGUGGCAAACGGUUUGCACAUAUGAUCAGUCUUAAGAGGCACACUGCUGUUCACUCCGGAGAGAAGCCUUAUUGCUGCUCUGAAUGUGGAAAACAGUUUUCUUUGAAGUUGACUCUUCUGGUGCACACAAGAAUUCACACCGGAGAGAAGCCAUUUAGCUGUUCCGAAUGUGGGAAACAGUUUUCACAAAGAAGCAGUCUUUGGAGCCACAACAAAAUUCACACGGGAGAGAAGCCGUACUGCUGUUCUGAAUGUGGCAAACAGUUUUCGCAGAGGAGCAGUCUUCAGAACCACGAAAAAAUCCACAUGGGAGAGAAGCCAUAUUGCUGCUCUGAGUGUGGCAAAGGAUUUUUGAAAAUGAGCAAUCUCCAGAGCCACAAAAGAAUUCACACGGGAGAAAAGCCGUAUGACUGCUCCGAGUGUGGCAAGCGAUUUGCGCAUGUUAAUAGUCUGAAGAGGCACAGUACGGUUCACACAGGAGAGAAAAUGUUUGGCUGUUCUGAAUGCGGCAAACGAUUUUCACGUAUGAGCAGUCUUAAAAGACACACUACGCUUCACACAGGAGGAGUUCAAAACCCUUGACCAACAGAAAAGGAAGAACAAAUGUACAGAUCACAGAUACAUCGUAAAGUGUGCAGAACAACUGUUCUGGUGUCUUGUGGAUGGGCAGCUACCCCAGGAAUAGCUUGACUGAGGGACAAGCACCAAAUCUUGAAUGCGCAGGGUGGCUUUCUGACACCAGAAACGUUUCCCAACACCUCCAGCUUAAAACUCAAAAAGCCAGAAGGUUUGUGUGACCCCGCUUUCACAGUCAGUACACAUUCUGAAAAUCAAGAUCAGGUGAGAUCGAGCGACACACAAGGUGGCUUAAGAAAACAAUAAGAAUUAAUAAGUAAUUCUGAUAACUGAUACAGCUGGAAAUGGUAAGCCAUCUCCUUGUUGGUUGCACGGUGCAGACAGUCAAAGACAUAAAGUAGCUAAACUUCUUCUUUGGAAAAUCCUCAAAAAAUAAACUCUCUAGUGUCACAGAGACCCCCAUGGACCUACACUCCAGACAGAAUCACAAAAAAUAAGGAGGUGUUAGUCAGUGGGUGUUCUACCUAAAGGAAAAUGAAGGCAGAAUUUUAUGAAAAAGGAUCGGGAGAUAAAAUGUUAAAAAUCGAGGCAACUUUGUUAAACAAAAAUCAAAGCCAAGCUGUCCUCAAACCUAAAGGUAGUUACAAAACAAUCAAAGUAAAAAUAAUAAAUAAAUAAAAUAAAAGUUAAGCACAGUGUAGGACAGAAAACUAAAGAGCUUUAUCUGGCUGUGCAGGAGUAGUUGGCAUGCGCAGCAGUGUGUCGUGUAAAACACUUGGAGAGUAGAUUUCAGAUCCAAACUUUAAUACGAAGAUAUAGAUGUGUUUGUGUGGUCGACAAUGAAAAGGUAAAACUAUUAUUAAUUCUGAAAUCGCACACAAAGGAAAAUUAGAUAACGUGUUGCAAAAUCUUAAAUGUUAUUAAUGGUGAAGUUGCAAUACUGAACAUGGUCACUAGAGGCCACCAUUGUUACUAAAGGUAGUAUUGAGAAGUAUUUUACUGGAAUAAUGAAAUUACAAGCGUAACAAUUAAAAAUGUGAUUAAUAACUUAAAUAUUCUUAAUUAGUGCCUUAUUAGGACUG
This is a messenger RNA of Erpetoichthys calabaricus (reedfish), 3648 nucleotides long. Its product is annotated as gastrula zinc finger protein XlCGF57.1-like. Gene Ontology annotation, molecular function: RNA polymerase II cis-regulatory region sequence-specific DNA binding; DNA-binding transcription factor activity, RNA polymerase II-specific. The transcript is spliced from 5 exons. The record is from RefSeq and is a predicted model, not a curated record. Lineage: Eukaryota; Metazoa; Chordata; Cladistia; Polypteriformes; Polypteridae. The coding region runs from base 59 to 2572 and encodes 837 amino acids. Gene Ontology annotation, biological process: regulation of transcription by RNA polymerase II.